Messenger RNA from Molossus molossus (Pallas's mastiff bat), 3538 nucleotides. It is a transcript of the gene CD83, whose product is annotated as CD83 molecule. Bases 47 to 655 code for a protein of 202 amino acids. The record is from RefSeq and is a predicted model, not a curated record. The transcript has 5 exons. Lineage: Eukaryota; Metazoa; Chordata; Mammalia; Chiroptera; Molossidae.
UACAAGAGCGCGACGCCAGCGCGCCACAGGCCGACAAUCCCCCGUCAUGUCUCACAGCCUCCAGCUCCUGCUCCUCAGCUGCGCCUGCAGCCUGGCGCCAGCGGCUCGGGAAGUGAAGGUAGCUUGUUCCGAGGAUGCGAACUUGCCUUGCACCGCCCCGAGGGACCAGCAGGUCCCCUACGCCGUCUCCUGGGCCAAGCUUACAGAAAAUGGGGAAGAGAGGAUAGAAGUGCCCCAGGAAGAUCUGCAGAACUAUCACCAGACGGAGCAGAAGGACCCACUUGGGGCCUCCAGUGAAGGGCUGUAUUCCCUGAAGAUCCGAAACACCACCAGCUGCAGCUCAGGCACAUACAGAUGCACUCUGCAGGGGCCGGAAGGGCAGAGAAACCAAAGUGGCACCGUCAUCCUGAAAGUAACAGGAUGCCGUAAGGAGCACAAGGAAGCAACUUUCCAGAAAUACAGAGCUGAGAUUGUAUUGCUGUUGGCUUUGGUGGUUUUCUACUUAACACUCAUCAUUUUCACUUGUAAGUUUGCACAGCAACAGAGUAUCUUUCCAGAGUUUUCCAAGGCUGGCAUCGGAAGAGCUUUUCUCCCAGUCACGGCCCCAAGCAAGCCUGUGGAGCUAGUAACUCUUCCCAACACAGAAGUGGUAUGAGCAGCGUUCCUGCAGGUCGUUUGUCCUAAAGCCGGAGGCCGCGCGGUGUGCCUGUGCCACCCAGGACCGAGGGGGAACGCGCCCCACACCGAAAAUGGCAGCCUUCCUGGGAGGUCCUUCGCCUGCCAGAAACAUCAAAGGGGAUCCCACCACACUUCCCGUGACCAGGAUUUUGAAAACUGCCAUGUGACCAUGGCCGGGCCACCCGCAGGGGCCUCUCUAGGGCUGCUUGUUCACAGCCAGCGGCACAGCGCUCUGUUCAGCUAGCUGGUCAACCUCUUCAGAAUUUCCUCAGUCACAUAAAAGCUACGGUGAGAUGCAGUUGGAAAAGGGUCCUGGGAAAUAUGAAUCUCCAGAGCUGGCCCUGUGACAGACUCUUGAGGACAGCCGCACAUCUGGGAAACAUCUCUUUGAAUCUGCUCUUUCUUGUACUAGCCCCGAUGUUUUAUUUCUGGGAGAAAUGGACAGGCCACGCUGUGAGACAGUGGGAAAUGCUUAGCAAAUGAUUUCCCGGUGCGAAGUCCCUGCCAUUGCUAAGGAAUGUUAUGUAUACAUAGAAACAUCAGGUUGGUGAACUGUUUCCCAACAGGGCCUUUUCCUCUGGGAAAGACAUCUAUAAAGAAGCAAUAGAGAAGAAUGCCACCUUUAUUUUUAUAUGUCUGUAUGUGCUUGUCGAAGAAGGACUAGUGUUUUUCCUCCUCCUGGAGUCUGUAUCUACAGUUAGAUGGCGUUGCUGCCUGACAAGCAGCCUGACUGUGGAGGGUGAGAAGACAUCAGAGGGGGUGACGAUGGGACAGAGGUCUGAUUGGUGACCUGGCGGAAAUGCUGGGCCAGUCAUACAGUCUGGGCUCUAGCCUCAGUUGUCCCACUACCUGUGUGAUUUGGGCAAAGUCCUGUGGUUUCUACUGUCUCAGUUGUAAGCCAAAAGCUUUUCUAUGAGUUGAUUGAAAUGCUGUGUGGGAAAAUGCUCUAAGAAAGUAUAAAGCACUAUAGACAUUUGAAGCUCCAUGGAGUCAUUAUCCUUCUUACCGCAGCGGUGUUCUGCCAGGGAGGAUGACUUUCACUUUUUAGGUGUUGCAUCAUCUCAAACAAAAAUUCUCGAAGCCGACUUUCCCGCAGUCUUCUGCACGAGUUCCUCUGGGGAAGCGAGGCGGCUCCGGGGUCUGUUCUUGAAGCACCGGCCGAACGUCCUUCAGCAGCCGCCGCACGUGGGGAGGAGGGAAGUCACAGACGUUCCAUUGAUGAUUUGGCAAGUGUGCGUCUCUGGCCUUUUCCAAACUCGUUUUCCAAACAGGUUUUACCCCGUUAGCAGUGCAUUGCCCACACUAAUGUCAGAGAGUAAAGGGGAUACCACGUUGAUUUAGGGUGUUUGCCUCUUUGUCACAGCUUUCAUGUUAUUGAAUGUAUCAUGUGAGCAGGUAGGGUAUUUUGUUUUCAUAUUGAAAUACUUGUAAGACUUUGGGAUGAGUGCUACGAUGUCUGCAAACUAGUUUGAGAACCCAAAUCCCAGGUAAAAUUCCAGAAAUGAAAGAUGGGCCGAGUCCUUCCUCUGCGAGGGAGGACAUUCAUGACAGGUCGGCCUCUGUUAAAAGGCACCCCCUUCUUCCCAAAGGUGCCCCUGAAUCCAUCCUAGCCUUGCCCUACCACCAGGUAGUACAAGGUCAGCUUGCCCACGUGCGUGACUGCAGGUAGGAGGGAUGGAGAAGGAAGGUUUCUGUUUCAGGAGGGUGUGUAAGUCAAGGGCUCUGUACCUGGGAUUCAUGGGGUUUCACUUAAGAUUCUCAAGUAGGUCCAUUGCCCCCUAAAUGGUAAGAAGUGCCAUUGGUCGCAAUCGCUAUAAAAGCAUCCUAGGUGAAUCCACUUUGGAAACGGCUCUUUGUAAAGAUGAAUGCCCGUAACAUGUCCAUAAAAGCUAUAGAUUCCCUUUCAGUGGAAUCUAUUUAUCAAAAAUGCUGGGGAGACUUGCUGAGGGAGUCAUGCUGCCUUCAGAGGGUUAACUCACGGCAACACUAACGCUUCGCAGCAAUAGAAUUACAUACCCAGAAACUAGGGGGGGCAGCCCUUCAUCCGUUAGGACUGGCCUACGCUGAAAACUUAAUGGAAAUUUGAGAUUGGGUGGACUCAACAUUUCUUAUCUAAUGUUUGGUAUAAAAAAUCUCAGAGAGAGAGAGAGAGAGAGGGAGAGAGAGAGAGGUGAGGAAGGCAGAAUUUACCAGGGAGAGGGAGUGUUCUCCAUGUCUAUCGUAUUUCAUAGGAAGGGAGGUGAUCUCGCACCGUAUUCAUUUGUUUGUCUCCACUGCAGGGACACCUUUGUUCUCAGAGACUUCCUUUGUCUAGGAAUUAGAACCACAGUUAUCAUUUAACCUUGUGAUGUUGCAAGACACAAAUACAUGAAUAUCAGCUCCACCUUCUUCUAAAAGAAGGCCUGGGAUUUCUGUCUUCGUCAGUCCUUAGCCGGGUCCUCACAGGAGGCACUGCGCUGCACUCACAGAGCCCAGCGGAGCCUGGUGGUCUGCUGGGUUUGCCAGGCAGAGGUGCGACAGCGGCCCGUGGACGCAGAGAAAGGCGAGCCUCGUGUUUGACCCCACGGCACAGGCAGAGUUGGGAUCUCAGAACAGUUCUGUCUGAUUCCCUAGCUCUUGCCUCACCGGCAAAUUUAUUUGUCCACAUUAACUGGCUAAUUGUUUCAUACUCCAUCUUUUCCAUGUAAGAGUAGCCAAAGGCCAAAAAAUCUUAGGACAGAAGCUGUUUGCUUAAUUCAACCACAAUUGUCCCUACUGAUUCUGCAACUGCUUGUUUUACCUAAUGGGUUGGUUUUAUCUAACUGGUUGGUGAGGUACAAUAAAUCAGUUAUUUGGUCAGAGUCUAUUGUUGCUAUUUAUU